This is a messenger RNA of Polychytrium aggregatum, 1987 nucleotides long. RefSeq names its product major facilitator superfamily domain-containing protein. The transcript has 6 exons. Bases 114 to 1760 code for a protein of 548 amino acids. Gene Ontology annotation, biological process: transmembrane transport. The record is from RefSeq and is a predicted model, not a curated record. Gene Ontology annotation, molecular function: transmembrane transporter activity. NCBI's taxonomy places the organism in Eukaryota, Fungi, Chytridiomycota, Chytridiomycetes, Polychytriales.
CAAUCGCCCAGACCAGACCAGGCGAUAUAAAUCGGGCGCACGGUUGUCCCGGCCUGGCGGUCGCUCGUCUCGCAGCAAUACCCACUAGCCCCCUUCCCCUCUCUUGCAGCCCAAUGUCCACAAAGAACGAGUCCGAUUCCACCCUCGACAUUCGCGAGGCCGACAGUCCCGCUCCCUUGGAGUCUGCAACAUCGUCCGUGCGUCCGCUCGGCUCAGAGCCGGCCAUCCAGCUGAGCCGAUCGCAUUUUGUUUUGGUUUUCAUCGGCCUGGCGCUGGCGGUGCUGCUGGCUGCCAUCGACCAGGUGAUUGUUGCGACAGCCAUUGCCGUCAUUGGCAAUGAGUUCCAGAACUUUCAGAUGAUCCCCUGGAUCGGAACGUCGUACCUCUUGACCAGCGCCGCUGUCACCCCUGUCUACGGAAAGCUCUCCGAUAUCUUUGGCCGCAAGCCUACCAUCAUUGUCGCCAUCGUGAUAUUUCUGAUCGGAAGCGGCAUAAGCGGCGGCGCCAUGGACAUGAACGUUCUCAUCGCCGGACGGGCUAUCGCCGGCAUCGGCGGAGGCGGCUUGAUGAGCCUCGUCAUGAUCGUCAUCGCCGACAUGACGCCGCUGGCCACCCGCGGUCGCUACCAAGGAAUCAUCGGCUCUGUCUUUGGAUUUGCCUCGGUGAUCGGGCCCUUUGUGGGCGGAGCCUUCACCGACGGCCUCACCUGGCGGUGGUGUUUCUGGAUCAACUUUCCUGUCGGCGUCGUCGCCCUCGUCAUCAUCGUCGUCUUUCUCAAGGCCCCAUCUGGCUCAGGCACUCUCGUUGAGCGAAUCCGCCGCAUCGACACUGUCGGCUUCCUGCUGAUGUCUGCCACAACAAUCUCCCUGCUGCUGCCGAUCCAGAACGGCGGUAUCAAGUGGGACUGGAAUGCUCCGCAAACCAUUGCCCUCUUCGUUACCAGCGGCGUCUGCCUCGUUCUCUUUGUCGUCUAUGAGCGAUCCUACGCCCGCGAGCCAAUGAUCCCAACGGCUGUCUUUGCCAACCGCAGCACAAUCCUCCUGGUGAUCUGCUCCUUCCUCAUUGGCAGCUCCAUCUUUACCGUGAUCUCGUAUGUUCCGUUGUACUUCCAAGUUGUCAACGGCGCGACGGCCAUGCAAGCGGGCAUUUCCAUGUUCCCACUUGUCAUUCCCUUGACCUUUGUGAUUGUGGCCUCAGGCAUCCUCAUCUCAUACAUUCGACGCUAUCGAUUCAUUUUGUGGAUCGGAUUCGCACUCUCGGCCAUCGGAGCUGGACUUGUUUCGCUCCUCGACGAGAACUCGAAUGCAGCCCAGCGCAUCGGCUUUCUGCUCGUCCUCGGAUUUGGCGGUGGUAUGCUCAUGCAAACCAAGACCAUCGCCAUGCAGAACAGCGUCAUGCCGCAGCACAUUGGUAUUGGAACGUCCUUGGUAACCUUUGGUCAGGUUAUGGGCAGUGCUCUCGGUAUCGCCAUCGGCGGGUCGGUCUUGAACAACAAGGUUGUCAGCAGCUUGGCCUCGGCUCACAUUCCAAGCGAUGUGCUUGAUCUCAUCACGCAAACUCCAAUUGCCCUUCGUAUGGUUCUCCAAAGUAAUCCGUCACUGCUUAUGGAAGCCAUGCACGCCUAUGUCCAAGGCCUGCAGUCGGCCUUCAUUCUAUCCAUCCCGUGCGCCAUCCUUGGUCUGCUCUUGUCUCUUGCCGUCGUUGAAUGGCCGCAACAGAAGCUGGCGGACGCUCAGUCCAAGCAAGGAGAAAAAGUGUAGCGCCCGGGACAGUGUUCGGUGUGCAGCGCUCCGGAAUCUGUCUAUGAUGGAGGGGCGAAUAACAAACCCUCCCUUGUGUCCACUAUGUAUUUCAACAUCUAUUGAAAGCGAGCUUUUACAGUCUAUCCAUAAAGAAACGGGACAGUUCCUUCCUGGUUUCAGAUGUCUGAACCCCGCUGACUGACUGUAGGCCCAGCGGGCAGGCCAUGGCAUUGCACUCCUGUCUU